This is a messenger RNA of Dovyalis caffra, 213 nucleotides long. Lineage: Eukaryota; Viridiplantae; Streptophyta; Magnoliopsida; Malpighiales; Salicaceae. The record is from the annotation of a GenBank genome assembly.
AUGGAGGAUUUUGCCAAGAUGUCUGCUGAUUUUAGGCAAGAUCUAGAGUUGCCUGAGUCAAAGACAAGAAUAGCCACUUAUGAAUCCUUCUAUGAGCAGAAUGGCGAUCAUCCCCUCGUGGCCGAAAGACAAUCUACCGAUGAACCGUUACACGAGUCCUUCAAAUCCACUACAUAUGGGGUUAUCCCAUCAGAUUCUAUUGCACACUGGUGA